CGACGCCGGUUAUGGCGGCCAAAACAAAAUGCGAAACCAUUUCAUCUUUAAGAAAAUCAAUUCGCAAAGCCAGUAUAUCAAAGAGCGAAUUAGAAACAUCCGAAUUUUUGAUAAUUGCAGUGCACAGAUAUUUAAAUGACCCUAAGCAUGUGUCUCAGAUUGGGGUCAUUGGUGGUCAAGGUCAGUUACUGGAUGUUAUACAGAUCACAUUGGUUGACACUACACAUAAGAUGAGGGCCAUAUUGUCUCCUCAGUUAAACAAACUGGUGCAGACUUGUAAGCUGCAAGCCGGUCACACAGUGAGGUUAAAGAAAUGUCGGCUACAUUUUGACGAGACUGAUCUGUCUGGUAGUAAUGUUGUCAUUGUGGAAGAGGUUCAGGUCACUGGUUUUAAGGAGCUCGAAGAUCCUUCAGAGUUAAGCAGUUUACAAUGGUGUGAAGACAGUGGGUAUUUAGAACAGAUGUAUAUUCCUAUGACAUCAUCAAGAGGGUAUUUUACCAGUGUUUGGUCUACAAUGGAAAUGUAUGGACCUAUCUGGAAAACUACAGUGCCUGCUGUGACUAAGCUAUGUGAUACAAAAAUACAGGAUAUCUACAGCAUUAAAGACUUGGCCAAGAAAUGGAGCACAGUGAAAAUAGCUAACCCCGUGUUGAUGGUGAAAGUCUUGCUAAAAUCUCGGAUGAUUCACUACGCCAAACCUGGAAAGAAUGAUAAAUGGCCAUUCCAGGCACAUCUGCUGAUUGGGGACAAAACUGGGGCUUGUACAGCAGUUCUGUGGAAUGCCAUGUGUCCAAGAUUUUAUUUCAGCAUUAAAGAAGGAACUGUAUUAUUACUCAAGAAGUUUACAGUAAAGAAGAGUUUCCAAUCUCAACCCAGGUUCAAACCCCGGCUACAGAACACCCAGUUCUUUGACAUAGACAUCAACCUGAACAGUCAUCAUCCUGAGUCGGAAGUUCGAGUCUUCGAUAAUGCGUCUAUACCUGAUGAGAUAGAGUUACCUCCCCUGCAGUACAACUUUAUUACAAGAAAGCAAGCAGGAUGUUUACCAAACAAUUUUAUAUGUGAUAUAGCUGGGAUAGUGUCAUAUGUUGGGAGAUUUGAGAGAGAGCCAAUGAAUACAGAUAAAUUUGGUGUAGAUAGCGGUGGAUUCUGGGUAAGAAGAUGGAUACAGUUGAUUGACGCGUCCAGUUCUAAACCAUUCUAUCUUCAAAUAUACAAGAUUGCAGAGGGUAUGACAAAUUUAGAUAUACAUCCUGGUGUAAAAUUAGUAUGUUCACAUGUUAGACUGGUUCAGAAUUUAGAUCAUCUUUCAACUUCUCAUACAAGUAGACUGGUUUUUCUUACUACCACUGCUGAAUCUCAGAUAAGUUUGUUGAAUGAAGAGCUUUAUGAAGAGUUAAAGGAGAAACCUGUAAUAAAGAGGUUAUGGAAAUGGGCCGCAGCACAAGAAUGCAAGAAUCGGCUAGCUGUGUCAAGUGUUGGUGGCUAUAUUAAUUUUCCACCUCUACCAGACACAAUCGACUCAAUAAAAACUUGUCUAAAAGACACACAGCUUGUAGCUAGUGGUGACUGGGAGAAUACAUUUACAAGUUUUAAUUUCCGGGAAUACAGGCAGAUCCUAGUACAGGCCACAAUGGUCAAAGUCAAGUUCAACCUGGAACAUUGUAAUAGUCAUAUGACUAAAAAGAGUUCUCAGAAAAAGGCAAAGUUAAGUGAUGUAGAAAUGACAUUAGACCCAGAUAUAUACCAGAACGAGCAUAACAUGAUGUCUAUAGGCAGUGGCCAUCUUGAUCGAGAUAUUUCCUUCCCAAUUAAAUAUUCAGCUGACCUUUGGCAAGCACUAAGGUCAUCACUGCAAUUCCCUCAUACAGAGCUAGUGGCAGGUCAGCAAACAGGAGGUACAGACAUAGGUGAGCAUUGUAUAAAGGUACCGUAUAUCAGUAUAACUUGGGCUGGGUUAAACAGUCAAGUUCUCCUAACCUCACACCUACCAAUAGUACAUACUCUUCAAGAUGACGCAUCCUUUUUGAACAUUCUGACUGGUGCCGCUUACUCAGAUACUGAAUCAAAAGCUGGGAACCAGUUUGGAAACAUACAGCAGAUUAUGUCUACGGUGAAAGACUGUGCUGAUAGACGGUUCCUGGUUGUGUUAGAUUGUUACCAAGGUGACACAGAGAACACUGAGAUUAUGGUGAACAGAGCUGCCCUGACUGGUUCCUAAACUUGUGUCAUAAGUUUCAUUGAUCCCUACUCUGACCUUUUAUUGAAUAACAACAGAUUUAACCACAAACAAUGACAUGUGCCUUUUUGUUAACAAAUAAGUUGUGGAAGAAAAUUCUUAUUGUAACCACUAAUACGAUAAUUUAAUUAGACAGGUCAGGAAUCUAUGCAUUGCUAAUUGAGGAUUAGCAUUUUUAGCUGAACAUGUUUUUUUUGUGGGAGGAAAUGUUGAGCUUUUUCUUCUGCUCUUAAGAUGGCAACAGUAUUGGUUAACUAUUUGUGAAAACUCAUAUUCUGUCAAUGUAUCAUUUUAAAGUUUGAAAACUUGCACAAUAUAAACAUAAUGUCAACAUAUAAAGAACCAAUUUCAAAAGAGCAUGUAAUCCAAAAAUUCAUUUUAGUACAGUUAUGCCCCUUUUACAGUGUGAAAUAUUUUUUGAGUGUUGGUUAUCUUUCAUGUUAUGGUCAAUGAUUUCAAUACAAUCAAAACUAUUGCUUAUUUGCUUGAAAUGCUUAUUUAUUAUGUUUAAGCUCAGUUGAAAUCAUAGGCAGAUAACUGUCGUAUGUUAGGGGCGUCCGUGGCUGAGUGGUUAAGGUCCUUGGCUUCAAACCUCACCGCUUUUGGUUUUGAAUCCCAAGAGGGAUUUUGGAUUCUUUCAUGUGAGGAAGCUAUCCAGCUAGCUUAAGGAACAAUGGUGGUUCUACUCAGGUGCCCAUUUGUGCCUAAAAUAAUGCCCGGAAGGGCCCCUGAGGUCUUCCUUCACCAGUAAAGGUGGAACGUCACCAUAUGACCUAUACUGUGUCGGUGUGAUAUACCAAAUCAAACAUGUUAUUUCUAAAUUAUCUCCCUUUUUUCAACUGAAAAGAUUUGUUUUUUUACAUUACUUCCCACUGAGAAUAGUGAAGUGGAUGGCUUCUUGCAAUAUUUUUAUUGACAUUUUUGUCAUCUUGUUUUUAAGGGAUGAAAAAACAUGGAUAAAGCAUAAAAAAAAAUCCAUGUUGAUAGUUUUCUUUUAGCAUAUAAUUAUGUAGCAUGUUAAAUGUAAUAUU
This is a messenger RNA of Ruditapes philippinarum (Manila clam), 3271 nucleotides long. RefSeq names its product RPA-related protein RADX-like. Gene Ontology annotation, cellular component: replication fork. The coding region runs from base 12 to 2222 and encodes 736 amino acids. The transcript is spliced from 14 exons. Gene Ontology annotation, biological process: regulation of DNA repair. The record is from RefSeq and is a predicted model, not a curated record. NCBI's taxonomy places the organism in Eukaryota, Metazoa, Mollusca, Bivalvia, Venerida, Veneridae. Gene Ontology annotation, molecular function: single-stranded DNA binding.